GCUGCGCCGCCGCCCACCGGGCCCGCGGCCAAGGCAGGCUGGGGUCGCGGCCGCUCCCCUGGCCGCGGGCGGCGGACAAAGGGCCAUGCCGGGCCGGGGGCUGCGGCGCGGGGCGCGCGGGAGCCGGGGGCCGCAGCGGCGCCGCUGAGCGCGGCCCGGGCGGGGCGGGACCGGCCGCGAUGCCGUGGUUCCCGGUGAAGAAGAUCCGCAAGCAGAUCAAGCUGCUGCUCCUGCUGGUGCUGCUCACCUGCGCCGCGUGGCUCACGUACGUGCACCUGAGCCUGGUGCGCCAGGGCCGCGCGCUGCGCCAGCGGCUGGGCUACGGGCGAGACGGCGAGAAGCUGAGCGGCGUGACGGACGACCGGGGCGUCCGGGCUAUGCUGUCCACGCAGAGGGUGGAGGACUCCAGCGAGAGCCGUGAGGAGGAGCAGGCUCCUGAAGGGUGGGACCCAAACAUGCUGUUUCCUGGGGGCGCUGGCAGGCCAACCCCGCUGAACCUCACCCACCAGGCGCCCCCGUGGCGGGAGGAGUACAAGGGGCAGGUGAACCUGCACGUGUUUGAGGACUGGUGUGGGGGCGCCGUGGGCCACCUGAGGAGGAACCUGCACUUCCCGCUGUUCCCUCACACUCGCACCACCGUGAAGAAGUUGGCCGUGUCCCCCAAGUGGAAGAACUACGGACUCCGGAUUUUUGGCUUCAUCCACCCGGCAAGAGAUGGAGAUGUGCAGUUCUCUGUGGCUUCGGAUGACAAUUCUGAGUUCUGGCUGAGUCCAAACGAGAGCCCAGCGGGUGCCCAGCUGGUGGCCUUUGUGGGCAAGACUGGCUCGGAGUGGACGGCUCCUGGGGAAUUCACCAAGUUCAGCUCCCAGGUGUCCAAGCCCAGGCGGCUCAUGGCCUCCCGGAGGUACUACUUCGAGCUGCUGCACAAGCAGGACGACCGAGGCUCGGACCACGUGGAAGUGGGCUGGAGAGCCUUCCUGCCUGGCCUGAAGUUCGAGGUCAUAGGCUCUGCUCACAUCUCUCUGUACACAGAUGAGUCGGCCCUGAAGAUGGACCACGUGGCCCACAUCCCCCAGUCUCCAGCCAGCCACGUGGGGGGGCGCCUGCGGCAGGAGGAGCCCAGAGCCGACAUGCUGCGGCCUGACCCCAGAGACACCUUCUUCCUCAGUGAGAGGGAGCCCGAGGGGGGUGGGCGGGUGUGCCCGGCUGGCCACAUUGUGACCACCCCUCCUGCAGCUCCUCGGGUGGAGCCUUCCAGUCUGGAGAACGUGCUGCAGCCCUGUGCCUACGCCCCCACCUACGUGGUCAAGGACUUUCCCAUCGCCAGAUACCAGGGACUGCAGUUUGUGUACCUGUCCUUCGUUUACCCCAAUGACCACACGCGCCUCACUCACAUGGAGACGGACAACAAGUGUUUCUACCGCGAGUCUCCGCUGUACCUGGAAAGGUUUGGGUUCUAUAAAUACAUGAAGAUGGACCGUGAGGAGGGGGAUGAAGACCAGGAGGAGGAGGUGCAGCGCCGAGCCUUCCUCUUUCUAAACGCCGACGGUGAGUGUCCCCAGUGCCCCAGCCCGCGUGCACCUGGGCCGAGCAGCUCACCUGCGCUUCCCGCAGACUUCCUGGACGACGAGGACGAGGGGGAGCCGCUCGACAGUCUGGAGCCCACCGAGGCGCCCCCACCACAGAGUGACCACCGAGUCCCCGCCCCGGAGACCCCCACACAGGCACUGGGGACCCCCGCCCAGGCCAGAGCCACCCCGGCCCCAUCAACGCCUCCCAGUGCCCAGGACGAGCCGGCCCGCAGGCGCUCCCGGGCGCUGAGCUGGGCCGGUCACCCCCUGCCCCUCCUCUUGGGCCGCGCCCCCCGCCCCCACACUGCUGCCCAGAAGCCGCCCGCGAAGGUGUACGUGACGCGGGUGCGGCCGAGACUGCGGGCUCCCCCAGCCCUGGCGCCGCUCAGCCCACGCGGCCCACCCUGGCCGCCUUUCCGCGGCAUCUUCUUGCGCCCCAGACCUCUGCCCAGGGUCCAGCUGCGGCCGCCCCCACGCCCUCCCCGGUCUCGAGGCCGCAGGACCGGCAGCCCUCAGGCCACAGAGCUGAGGCCCCUGGUCCGGGUGCAGGCCACCCAGGGAAGCCGUGAGGGCCAGGCACGCGUGCUGGGACUCGCAGCACCCACGGCGGACUUGAACUCGUCGUCCGAAGCGCGGCCUGUGACCUCCUUCCUGAGCUUGUCUCAAGUGUCCCGGCCACAGCUGCCUGGGGACGGCGAGGAGGAGGAGGAAGGGGACGAUGAUGGGGCCCCUGGCGACGAGGCUGCAUCAGAGGACAGCGAGGAGGCAGCCGGCCCGGCACUGGGCCGCUGGCGCGAGGACGCCAUCAACUGGCAGCGCACGUUCAGCGUGGGCACGAUGGACUUCGAGCUGCUGCGCUCCGACUGGAAUGACCUGCGCUGCAACGUGUCUGGGAACCUGCAGCUGCCGGAGGCCGAGGCCGUGGACGUGGUGGCUCAGUACAUGGAGCGGCUCAACGCUCGCCACGGCGGGCGCUUCGCCCUCCUGCGCAUCGUGAACGUGGAGAAGCGCCGCGACUCCGCGCGCGGGAGCCGCUUCCUCCUGGAGCUGGAGUUGCAGGAGCGCGGGGGCGGCCGCCGGCGCCUGUCCGAGUACGUCUUCCUGCGGCUGCCGGGAGCGCGCGCCGCGGACGGGGACGGGGACGGGGACGCAGAGAGUCCCGAGCCCGCUCCCGCCGCCUCCGCGCGCCCCGACGGCCGCCCGGAGCUCUGCCGGCCGCUGCGCCUGGCCUGGCGUCAGGACGUGAUGGUACACUUCAUUGUGCCAGUGAAGAACCAGGCGCGCUGGGUGGCACAGUUCCUGGCGGACAUGGCCGCACUGCACGCCCACACGGGGGACUCGAACUUCAGCGUCAUCCUGGUGGACUUUGAGAGCGAGGACAUGGACGUGGAGCGGGCCCUGCGCGCGGCGCGGCUGCCCCGGUACCAAUACCUGAGGCGAACUGGAAACUUUGAGCGCUCCGCGGGCCUGCAGGCUGGAGUGGAUGCAGUGGAGGAUGCCAGCAGCAUCGUUUUCCUGUGCGACCUGCACAUCUACUUCCCCCCCAACAUCCUGGAUGGCAUCCGCAAGCACUGUGUGGAGGGCAAGCUGGCCUUCGCGCCUGUGGUCAUGCGCCUGGGCUGUGGGAGCUCACCGGGGGACCCGCACGGGUACUGGGAGGUGAAUGGCUUUGGCCUCUUUGGGAUCUACAAGUCAGACUUUGACCGCGUUGGAGGCAUGAACACUGAGGAGUUCCGCGACCAGUGGGGAGGCGAGGACUGGGAGCUCCUGGACAGGGUCCUGCAGGCAGGGCUGGAGGUGGAGCGCCUCCGACUGCGGAACUUCUACCACCACUACCACUCCAAGCGGGGCAUGUGGGGCACACGCAGCCGGAAGGGCUCCCGCAUGGAGCGACCGUGAAGACGAGGCCACCCCCCAGCCCUGGCCACAGUCCUGCAGUGGCAGCAGGAGGCCGGGCUUGUCACAGGGCGCGGCCACCACCUGUGCCUGCUCCUCUCUGGCCUCCGUGGCCCUCUUUGCGCCCCUCCCCAGAGAGAGGCACCUUCACAGCGGGUCGGGGCCCGGGCUUGGUCCCCACACUCUGUGCGAUGAUUUCUGUGAAAUUUUGCUGUAGCGAUGACGUUGUUUUCAGGAUUUCCGAGAGUUCUGUCUGUUCCGUUUUUUAUUCAGAAUGAAAUGAAAUAUUUUUUUUA
Molecule: messenger RNA, 3763 nt
Organism: Equus quagga
Lineage: Eukaryota; Metazoa; Chordata; Mammalia; Perissodactyla; Equidae
Gene: B4GALNT4
Product: beta-1,4-N-acetyl-galactosaminyltransferase 4
Exons: 18
Coding region: 180-3470 (1096 amino acids)
Cellular component (GO): Golgi cisterna membrane
Molecular function (GO): acetylgalactosaminyltransferase activity
Source: RefSeq, a predicted model, not a curated record